This is a messenger RNA of Nothobranchius furzeri (turquoise killifish), 2163 nucleotides long. NCBI's taxonomy places the organism in Eukaryota, Metazoa, Chordata, Actinopteri, Cyprinodontiformes, Nothobranchiidae. The record is from RefSeq and is a predicted model, not a curated record.
AACAAUGAAAACGUUCCAAACAGCAAGAAGAAGGAGAGACACGGGUCUUCAAGACCAAACUGGUACUCCUGAUUCUCUCAGCCGAGAGAAUGCUAGCCUUCGACAAGACAACGAAGGACUCCAUAAAAUUGUGGAAGGCCUUCGUAAAACUAUAGAAACGUUUAGAAAUAGAAAGUCUAAACGGAUCCAAAAGGAAAAAGAGGACCUUUUAGUAGAAAAUCACUUUCUACGUGAAAAAAUCACUUCACUGCAAGAGGAAAAUCAGAAAUUGGUUCUCAAUUUUAAUGAAAAAUUCAACAACCAACUGGAACAUCUGAAAAAACAACACAAAGUCAUGGAAGAACAAAGUCUUAAACUCCAGAACGUUAAAGUGGACUUUGAGAAGGAGAGGGAAGACAAUGAGUUACUUCAUGACCAAGUUGGGGAUCUGAAGAGAAAACUUGCCUUUUGUAACAACAAGUUAUCUCAGAAAACCGAGAAAGUUGGAGAACUAGAGGAGAAACUGGAAGAACAGACUCUGGAGCUCCAAGCCACACGUUUUAAACUCGACGGUUCUGAAUAUGAGUGUAGGUUCCUGCGCGAUUUAAACAGCUCCCUCUCUGAAAAAAACAAAGACUUUGAAGAGAAACUCAAACACACUACCAUAGACCUGGAGAAGAGUCGAGAGAACGUGGAAAUUCAGAAAAUAGCUUUGGAUCAAAGCAUUUUGGACGUCCAUUAUGCCUGUGAGAAAAUUAGCAGCCUUGAAUGCCAAACUGAGGAGUUUAUAGAAGUUGCUAGCGCUCUGGUUGAGGAUAAUGAAUGCUUGGAGGAGAAUGUUGAGCAUUUAACGGAGAAACUUACAACAAACCAGGUCCUAAAUCAAGUCCUUCAUGAACAAGUCCUGUAUCUAAAAGCUAAACACACAGAAUCUGAUAAGUUAGUCCAGGCAGAGGAGUGUUUGUCUCGGUCAGAGAACCAAGUGAAGAAAGACUUAAAUCUGAAACCCAAGCAUCAGAAGAAGAAACUUUUCCAAACCUUUAAAAAGAAAUGUAGCUCUCUCAUUAAGAAGUCUGGAUAACAAAGACACUGGAUGUGGACGAGCUGCCAGAAGCACGUGGGGAUGGGUGGUAACACAAAACCUGUUGGGGUCAGACAUGCGGUCAGGAGGUGUUUCUAUCUAGGAUCUACUCCGUCCACCAUGGAGUAUAAAAAAAUGCAGCACACGGAUUAUCUCAGAGGAAAAAGAUCACCCGAUCAAUUUAUUUCUGUCUUUGUGCUGCAUGGGGGGUUUUCUCUGGGUGGUCGAGUUCACCCCCCACCCACAUUUCUAAAUCCCUGACACAUUAUACCCUGAUGGAUCUGCUCAGCUCUUCAGUAACCAGCUUUUAAACAGCAUUUGUGCCAGAAAGCUCAUUUAUCUAGUUAUUCUACUGACAUAUUUACACCACACAGUAAUAAGUAGGCACAUAACUUGAAAAAAGGUCAUAGAAUUGAACAAGCAUCAUACACCCUUUUGGGGGUUAGGGUUAGAGAGCUUUACAAAAGUCGAGGUAAGCUAAUUCUUUUACAUUUAUGCAACAGUAAUGCCUCUUCAAGACCUUUUAUCUUCCUGUCAUCCUCCAGUCAUCCAACUGGAACCAGUUAGUGUUGCUGAUCAUCUCUUUAGUCCCGUCCCCCUUUAACACUCAGGCGUUAAAAAAGUUUAAGUCCUCCAUCAUAUUUGUGCCUGUUCUAGUCUCAUUUUUAAGGAUUUUUAUUUCUAGAUAUGCUUUUACUACAUUAUGAGAAAUAGAAAUGCUAAAUAAAACACCCAAUUAUACAAACAAGUGAAACUGAAAAAAAUUGAAUAUGGUGCAAAAGUCCAUUUAUCUCAGUAAUUCAACACAGAGACAAUUUAAAGGGCCAGGAACCAGUUUCAGGUGUUUUCUAUUUGCACUUAUUAAUCUAUGUUGAUUUGUGACUUGUUUCAUAUCACAAAGUGACAUUUGAAAAAUUAAAAUGCAUUUUUUACAAAUGAAGCUUGAGUUUACAGUAUUAAUAUCCAUGUCUAGUGUUUGAUUCUCUGCCUGAUUAUUUUUAAUUUAAAAAUUUGCUUUGAGCGCACAUUUGCCUGAAUGAUUAAGAUGUGAUUAAUUAGAUUAAUUAAUUACAAAACCUCUAAUUCAUUAGAUUAAUUUUUUA